Messenger RNA from Mercenaria mercenaria, 1869 nucleotides. RefSeq names its product prefoldin subunit 6-like. Bases 43 to 435 code for a protein of 130 amino acids. Gene Ontology annotation, biological process: protein folding; chaperone-mediated protein complex assembly. The record is from RefSeq and is a predicted model, not a curated record. The transcript is spliced from 4 exons. Gene Ontology annotation, molecular function: protein-folding chaperone binding. Gene Ontology annotation, cellular component: prefoldin complex; cytoplasm. NCBI's taxonomy places the organism in Eukaryota, Metazoa, Mollusca, Bivalvia, Venerida, Veneridae.
UCAUUUUAUAGAAUUAAAUCCAAUGGAAAUAGGUUUUACAAAAUGGGUACUAAAAUGGAUCCCGAGUUACAAAAAAAGUUGACAACAGAAUCAGAGAAAUUUCAGGCUCUGCAAAAGGAUCACCAGAAGUUUGUGAAAGCUAGACAAGUGCUAGAUGGACAGCUUAGUGAAAAUACACUUGUUAAAGAGGAGUUGGUAAAAUUGGAGCCAUCUUCAAAUGUGUACAAAAUGAUUGGUCCAGUACUUGUGAAACAGGAUAUUGCUGAAGCGAAGGAAGUUGUGCAGAAAAGAAUUGACUAUAUAAGUGGAGAAAUAAAACGCCAUGAGGAUAUGAUCAAAGAUUUGGACAAGAAACAAGAAUCACAGAAGGAAGUUUUACAGAAGUUACAGUCUCAGUUUCAACAAUAUCAACAAAAAGCAGCCUUGAAAACAUAGCACUGACUUACAUUUGAAUAUUUAGUGACUUGCUUUUCAAACUGAUAUGCAUUUCUUAUUGCAUACUUAAACUAAUGACUUUUGAAAUUCUCUGAUCUGUCUACGUGUGUGCAUGAUAUUGGAGCAGGAAGGUUUUUCAUUUUGAAAUACUUACUCAACAGACAGUUCCAGGAAAUGUGUGUUCUAAAAUAAUUUUAAUAUAUCAAGGAGUUGAGACCAUCUUGUAAUUUAACUGUAUUGAAUAGAGAGGUUUUCUUUGUACUAUGGGAACAUUUUUAAGUAUAAACUUUAAUAAGCAAGCUGGAGGGGGCAGCAGCUUGAGAUCCUAUAUGGUUGUACUUACAAAAUGUAUUCAUUUAAACGUUUACCCUGCUAAAUUUCUAAAAUGGACUGGUCCAUCGUUCAAUUUGGGUAGUACCACUUAUUAUUCAAAGGGGUGUUCAUGUUCACUGAAAGUUUACUGACUGAAUAGCGAACAGUGCAGACCACAAUCAGCUGAUCUUGAUCUGCACUGGUCCCAAAGGCAAAAUCGCUUGCCAUCAGCAGGCUAAAGGUUAAGUUAGUUGUCUGGCCAAAACAAUGACAUUUCACAGGGCGCUAGGUAAUUUUUUGAGUCAAUGAGUGUCUUACUACAAAAUGGUAAGUUUGCUGUUUAAUCCUAAAUUAUCUCAUUUUCAUGAAAAGGGGAGAAAGGUUUAUGACAUACAUACCUUUAAGCAAAAUUGCUGCUUUUCUACUUAUUAUGCAACAUAUUUGUGACAAAGUUGAAUAACGCAGUGUUGCUGUCUCCUAACAUCUUAUUUCUAAAAUUAAUUGAAAAGCAAGUGGAACCUUUAAUGUACAUAUUUCUGAAGAAGGAAGUGUUAAUGCUACAUAAAUUUUGUUCUUAAGCAAAAUUCAGCAAAUGAUGAAAGAAUCUGACAGGUUGUUCUCUUUAUCUACAAAAUGAAGCUCCUUUUUUCACGGUCAUAUUAUUGUUAAAGUAUGAAUAUUAUUUCUUUGGAAGUGAGGAGUGCAUUACCCAAAAGCUUAAUGGAUAUGGAGCACUAGUGUAAAAGCUGGGCACCUCCAGGUUUACCUGAAAUAUUUUGAAAUGUAGAAAAUGAUUUCAUUAGUAAGUAAUUGCAAUAUGAAGAGAUUCUAUAUGUUUCAGAAAAUUUUGAUCUAUAAGAACAAUCUUCCUAUCAAUCUGAUAUUUAAUAUAAUUAUAUAGAAAAGUCACACUUUUUGAAAUUUGUUAUACAAAAGAAGGAACAUAGCUGUACUUUUAUUUAAAAACAAUACUAGUUUUCAAUUUUUGAUAUCUAAUAAUCAGUUGCUAUCAGAUUUGAACAGAAAAUGAAAUGGGGAUAUGUCCCUUACCUUGUCACCAGAAUAGAUUCAGAUCAAUUGAACCAUGAUACUUCAUGUCAAUAAAUGUUUUAGCUGCUACAA